AUGAGGAUAGAAGAGCUUAUUAUAGAUGGAUUUAAAUCUUAUGCCGUCCGUACUAUUAUUUCAGGAUGGGACCCUGAAUUUAACGCGAUUACUGGUCUUAACGGUUCUGGAAAGUCAAACAUUUUAGAUGCAAUUUGUUUCGUGUUGGGUAUUACCAACUUAAGCCAGGUUCGAGCAAGCAAUAUGCAAGAUUUGAUCUAUAAACGUGGUCAAACCGGGGUUAAUAAGGCCUCAGUAACUAUUGUCUUUAAUAAUGAAGAUAGAGACAAUAGUCCUGUAGGUUUCGAGCAAUAUUCACGUAUCAGUAUAACAAGACAGAUAAUUUUAGGUGGCCAAAGCAAAUAUAUUGUCAACGGUCAUCGUGCUCAACAAAAUGUGGUUCAAAAUCUAUUCCAAUCUGUUCAACUCAAUAUAAAUAAUCCCCAUUUUUUGAUCAUGCAAGGAAGAAUAACCAAAGUUCUCAAUAUGAAACCUCCAGAAAUUUUAGCAAUGAUUGAAGAAGCUGCAGGAACGCAAGAAAUCGGGCCAAAAUUAGACAAAUUGAGAACAGAGAAAAGGUCGUAUUUAGAAUUUCAGAAGACUGAAUCUGAUAUCGAACGACUGACACGAUUGGUUGUUGCAUACGAAUAUACAAAGCAUCAGGACAAGCUCGAUAGAUCAGGAGCCGAUCUUGAAGCAAAAAAAGUUAAAGUUCAAGAAUUAUUGGAAUUUAAUGAAAGGCUCAAAGACGAAAUCACAUAUUUAGAAGAAGAUAUUAGACAAACAACAUUAAAUAAAGAAAAGGAGAUAGGAACCGGUGACAAGAUUCAAACGUUAGAAAAUAACGUAACAGAGUAUUCUAAUCAAAUAGUUCGAAUUAAUACAAAAUGUGAACUUACUAAAACAUCUAUUACCGAAGAAAGAAAAAACAAGGAUGCGUUGUUAUCUGUAAAAGCUGAGAUAGAGCAAAAUUUAUCGCAGAAAAGGAAGAAUUAUGAAAUAUUACAAGCACAAUUUGAUCAAAUAAAAAAAGACCAUGAUGAGAAAAGUGAAAAGGUUCGAAAAUCAGACGAACUCUUACAAACAUUGUCUACAGGGGUUUCAGCACAAGAAGGACACGAGAAUGGAUAUAUGGAACAACUUCAAGAGGCAAAAAAUAAUGCUACUCAAGCAAAGACUGAAUUGGAGCAAGCUAAAUUAAAAAUAUCUCAUCUAGAGAAAGAGCUAAAAGAAAAGGAGCCACAAGCUCAAAAGGCGCAAAAAGAUGGCAAAGGACUACUUAGUACCUUAGAAUCUGCCAAAAAAACAGCGCAAAACUUGCACGCCAAUUUGUCGAAAAUAGAUUGGGAUCAAAGUAGAAUGGAGGACUUGUUAAAAAAAAAGUUAAUCGAAGAAAAAGCUAUUCAAGACCUUACAGAGAAAUGUGAAUCUCUGUCUUCACAAUUGUCGAACUUGGAAUUUGUAUAUUCCAAACCGACACCAGAUUUCGAUCGAAGUAAGGUUAAAGGCCUAGUCGCGGAGUUAAUUAGCUUGGAUCCUAGAUUUGCAAAUUGUUCUACUGCUUUGGAAAUUUGUGCAGGAGGAAGAUUAUACAAUGUCGUGGUGGAUAAUGAAAAAAUAGGAUCGUUACUCCUUGAAAAAGGAAAAUUACGAAAAAAAGUAACGAUCAUUCCGUUGAAUAAGAUUCAAGCCUUUAAGCUACCUGCUGAGAGGAUUGCUACUGCACAAAGGCUUAGUCCAGGAAAGGUGAAUUUAGCAUUAACAUUAAUAGGAUAUGACAGAGAAGUUACACCAGCAAUGGAAUAUGUAUUUGGCGGUACUUUAAUUUGUGCUGAUGCGGAUUCAGCAAAGCUAGUUACUUUUCACAAGAGCGUUCAUGCCAAAUCUGUUACAUUAGAAGGUGAUGUUUAUGAUCCAAGUGGUACUCUUCAAGGUGGAUCAAAACCUUCGUCAGAAGGAAUUCUCAAUAAAAUGCAGACUUUUAGAGAACUCAAAGAUAAGCUAAAAUUUCAUCAACAAGCACUUGACAAGCUAAAACUUGAGAUUGAAGAUGCACAAAAGGUUAUGCACAAAUAUAACCAAAUAAAGCAACAGUUAGAUUUAAAAACACAUGAGGUUGCAUUGUUGGAGGAACAAGUUAAUAAGAGCAGCAGUUCGCAGAAUAUUAUGUCUCAAAUUGCUGAGCAAGAGAAUAUAAUUGUGGAAUCUAAAGAGAAGUAUAAGGCGUGUCAGAUAACGUGUCAAAGACUUGAAAAUGAAAUGAAGGAGUUCAAAAACAACCGAGAUUCCAAGCUAAAAGAAAUUCAAAAAUCAGUAGCUCAAGGAAAAGCAGAAUUAUCACAAAGCAAUCAAGUCGUCAUAACUAUGAACCGUGAUGUUCAAAUAUUGCACUUAGAAAUUAAACAACUUGAAGAAGACUUGCAAAAUUCUAAUAAAGAUAUUGAAAAUUCGGAUAAAAAUAUUAAACAAUUAAUGGAUAUGGUAGCAUCAAUGGAAACAGAAUUAUCAGAUCUAAAGAGUUCACUAGAUAAUGCUCAAUCUGAACUGGAUAAUGAACGAAAUAUAUUGUCGGCUUUUGAUGAAGAGAUUAAAGAACUUCAAACUGCUAUAAAAACGAAAACAGCGCAAAUGACCGAAGUGCAAUUGGAAAUUUCUAGGAUUAACCAUGAAUUAGAAAGGUUUCUUAAGGAAAAACAAACAGCACAACAAGCAAUUCUUCAAAUGGAACAGAAUUAUGAUUGGAUCAUACAACAAAAACAUCAUUUUGGUAAACCCAACACUGCAUAUGAUUUUAUGAAUAAUAAUCCGAGUGAAUGUAAAAAGAUGUUACGACAAUUAGAGGAGAAACGCAACAAUAUGCGUAAAAAGAUCAAUGCUAAAGUCAUGAAUAUGAUCGACAGUGUCGAGAAGAAAGAAGCAUCCUUAAAUCAAAUGUUGGCAACUGUAUUGAAAGAUAAGAAAAAAAUUGAAGAUACGAUAGUAUCCUUGGAUGAUUAUAAAAAAGAUACGUUACAAAAAACUUGGGAGAAGGUAAAUGCAGAUUUUGGAGCAAUUUUUGCAGAUUUAUUACCGAAUAGUUUUGCAAAACUCGUACCUCCCGAAGGUCAGGAUUUGACUCAUGGAUUAGAAGUUAAAGUGCAACUCGGUGGAGUAUGGAAGCAAAGUUUGUCGGAAUUAAGUGGUGGUCAAAGAUCACUUAUUGCAUUGUCACUGAUAUUAUCAUUGCUGCAAUUUAAACCUGCACCAAUGUAUAUUUUGGAUGAAGUGGAUGCAGCGUUGGAUCUUUCUCACACUCAAAAUAUUGGACAAUUACUUCGAACUCGAUUUAAAGGAUCACAAUUUAUAGUUGUUUCACUUAAAGAUGGAAUGUUUAAUAACGCCAAUGUUUUGUUCCGCACACGAUUCCGUGAUGGUACCUCAGUUGUCGAG
This is a messenger RNA of Dentiscutata heterogama, 3408 nucleotides long. Lineage: Eukaryota; Fungi; Glomeromycota; Glomeromycetes; Diversisporales; Gigasporaceae. The record is from the annotation of a GenBank genome assembly.